Messenger RNA from Felis catus (domestic cat), 6369 nucleotides. RefSeq names its product GTPase IMAP family member 7-like. Bases 4944 to 5819 code for a protein of 291 amino acids. Lineage: Eukaryota; Metazoa; Chordata; Mammalia; Carnivora; Felidae. The transcript has 2 exons. The record is from RefSeq and is a predicted model, not a curated record. Gene Ontology annotation, molecular function: GTP binding.
GCAGAGAUGUGCAAAAAUCCUCUCUCUCCUUAAAGUGUUGUUAAAUAUCACAGCUGAUCAUCAAGCACAGCACCACACAGAACAAUAGAACACUCCAGUAAUCUGUCUUGCCUAUUUCUAAAUUUUGGAUCAUUUUCGUAGCGUUCUCUACUUUGUCAUCAUAAACAGUCUCCAACAAGUAUUGUUGAUCCUAGAAGAUUGUUUUUACUAUGCAUGGCCUGAUCAUUUAUACAGAUGCAGCAAGAAUCUUAAUUAACCGGAAAAGCCUCCUUGAGUUUGCUUGGGAAAUCUAGAGCCUAAUCAUAUUAAGCAACUAUCAAUUCCAAAGGAUAAACUUCUUUUGGAAAUUUUCAAAAUGAGUUUUGAAUCAGACUUUUCAAAGCCCCUGCCAUUCUUCUAUCCUAGGAGUAGGAAACCAAGGCCCAAACACUUUCUCCAGUAAACUUUGCAUGCUGUACCCAUAAAUCUCAGGGAUUUUCCCUCUUCCUGAGGUCUCCAAAAUUUGCCUGGGUUUCUGGACUACCUGGGAGUGGACUUCCUUACUCCCAGUGAUUGGGAUUCUGGAAGCCAGACAUCAUAUUAGUUUUCUUACGAAGGUUUUGGAGACAUUACCUCCACAUGUAACACAAACAAUUGCUCCUCAGCAGUGGCCUGAUGGUCUUUGUUUAAACAAUAAUCACUCUCACAUAUCACACUGUACAUAUGGUCUUGCUGCAGAAUCGAUUUUUCCAAUGGUAUCUUUGUAAACAAGAGGACAGAUUUUUAUUAAACCUAUGCAAAUGGUUCUAUCAUCAUGAAAGUGAAUGAAACUUAGUAGAAGCAUUUGUUUCUGAAUUUUGAGGGUAGGUGAAGAUGAGGUAAUGUUUAAAGACGGUUGUUGUGGGUUUGCAAAUACACAGUCUACUAAUUCGUUUAAGGAGAAAGAAAUAAGGUUUCCACACAUAGCCAUACAAGUAGAACAUCAAACAGAACACAUCAAUAUUCCAAACAAAUAACCACAAUGGCACAUCUUGAAUCGGUUCACUCAGUCCUAUGUCAUUACUUCUCACUCUGCUGGAUCUUGAGUCAGUCGUCUGAUUUCAUGAGGUACAUAUGCUUCCAGACUGAGAGUCGCAGUAGUCCUGUCUUUGCUCACUGGCAGAGUCUGAGCAUUGAGUCAGUGCUGCCAUCUUGCAAACCUGCUCUGAAGAGUCUCUUUGAGGCAACAGUGGUUCAGAGCACGUCCUACAGUUUUUCCCCUGAAGCUCCAAGAGUGUAACCCUCUGGUGAAGACACAAAUUCUGAGUGGUCACUUUUGGUAGAUCUUUGGAGAAGCCUUAGGAGGAAGCAGAGACCUGUUUGAGAACAGCACUGAAUGGUUGUGGUUCAUAACCGAAUAUAACAUCAUGAAAGACAGUAAAAGGCUCUUUGGGGGCAUGGUCCUUAUUUCAUGAGGGUUUGGUCAAUGUUUCCUUUGAGGGAUUCAGCCCCAAGUGCACUGUCACACCUAACACCUAUAUCUCUUUUGUGACAUGGCUGCCAUUAGCCUGCAAGAGGCAGCUCUUCUUGCACAUCCGUGGAGCCAGAAGACAAUUUCAUUAAAGCCAUGUGAGUGCAGGGGUAUAGAUAAUCCAGAUCCCUUAUCCUGGUAGACAGGCUGUGGAGGUGCUGAGUCUUCCUUUUCAUGCAGUGCCCUUUGGGGGUGGAAUGAGUGGGGAGAAACCAGGAAACCUUGAGUGAUAUCCACGUAAAAGAGAUUUUUACAAAGUGGAAGUGACUAGUUUUAUGUGGCACCAAGAGAGAAGGCUCCAGAAUCCCUAACCCCCAACAUGAUCGUAUUUGGGGAUAACGUAAGUGGGUUUCCAUGAGUUCAUGAAUAGGGGUCCUCUUGAGGGGAUUAGUGCCCUUGUAAGAAGAGAUAGCAGAGAGUUGCUUCCUCGCUCCAUCAUGUAUGGACACGGUGAGACAGUGCCAUUCGCAAAUCAGGAAGUGAGCCUUUCCCAGGGAAACAAGUUGGCUGGCACAUUGGGCUUGAGUUGCCCAGUCUCCAGAACUGUGAGAGAUUAACUCCUGUUGUUCCUGCUCCCAGGCUGUGGUAUUAUGGCAGUCCACGCUGACUAAGACAGCAUCUAUGAUGUGUAGAUGAGCCUCAGGAUGGUAAUCUAUGAGACUAACAUUGAGGGUUGAAUUAUUACUACUAACUAAUACCUAUUGAUUAGUAUGGUUUGAGUACCACUUCAUGUCUACAAAUUUAUCUGGUUUCACAAUGACUGUCUGAAGUAAGUAUUCCAUUUUAAAAAUUAGGGGAGUGAGUUGCAGAGAGGUUAACUCACCCAAAUGUGGCAGGCUGAAUGGUGGCCCCCAAAAGAUGGCCACACUCUAAUCCCCAGAAUCUGUGAAUGUUACCUUAUUCCAUAAGCAUCUUUGCAGGUGUGAUUAAGUUAAUGACUUUGAGAUGGGGAGAUUAUUCCGGAUUAUCUGGGUGGGCCCCAGAUGUAAUCAGAAAGGUCCUUCUAAGGAGAGGCAUGUAGGCAAUGUGAUAAAGGCAGCAGAGAUUGGUGUGAUGUGGCCCCAAGCCCAGGACAUCUGGCAGCUUCUAGAAGGUGUAAGAGGCAAGGGAUGGAUUCUCUCCUAGAGCCUCCAGAAAGAACCAGCUCUGCAAGACCUUGAUUUUAUCUCCAUAAGACUAAUUCCAUGCUCUUGUUCUCCAUAACUGUAGAAGAUGAAGUUUAUAUUGUUUUCAGCUACUAAUGUUUUGGGAAUUUGUUAUGGAGGCAAUAGGAAUCGGAUCCCCCAAGGUUCCAAAGACGAUAUGUAGAAGAAACAGGACAAUGGGGGAAUGAUUCUUUUAAACUACUGUUAUUAUUUCUGCACUAUUUUAAUAAGUUGAGCUUUGAGAUUAUCUAGAUCUGAGCAGCAGAAAACACCCUGAGCCCCACAAGAAGACUCCGUUAGAAUUCAAAGAAUGUCUCUUAAUGACCCCACACCUUUUGAAAAUUCAUUAUAUCCACAUUUCUGUGUGUGUGUGAAAUGGAAAGAAUCAAAGGAGAACAUAAAAAAGGAAGCUGUGGCUUUGUCCACAUUUAUCUCUCUGCUUCUGACUAUGUGGAAGGAGCAAGAUCCUGGGUGAAAGUUGUGUUUCCAGGGUUGCAGGAGGAGACAAGCGGUGGAGAGGCCUGUGGCUCACAGCAUAGGUGUAAGUGGAAGGAAGCCCUCAAUGAUCAGGAGCGUGGCUAAAUGAACAAUUCAGAUAUGGGGCUACACUACUUCUAUCCAGAAUCUUGUAGAAGGAGAUCACUCCUAACUUAGGGCUCAGGAUGGGACUGACGGGGGCCACAUGCUCCUUUUUGACCAAUGAUCACAAGGCUGUUACCAUUUCAGACCCGCAUCUGAUUUCUUGUGGCAUCCAUGGAUUCUGUGUCAACUAGUCUCCUGUUCCCUAGGGAACUUAACAGUGUACCUGAGCAUAAUACCUGGAGAAGCAAUUAGCUGACCAUGAAAACAUUCAAGGGCAAGUUUCACUCAAGGAAUAUGUAGCUUGAAAUGAAACUAGGAAAUGGUAUAGAUAUUUUGAGCAGGAAAUAUGAUUCUAGCUCUCCUCUAGACUUUUAUGUAUGCAGCCUCAUCAAGACCAAGUUCAUGGGUAUGUGACCCGUGCGGUUGCACAGGGCCCUGUACUUAGAAGGGUUUACUGUUCUAUUGAUGUCAUCUUGAAAUUCUUAAUUUUUUUUGUUUGUUUUUGACAAAGGGCCUGGCAUAUUCUUUUUGUGCCAGACUUUGCAAAUUACAUAGCUGGUCCCGGUCUGUGUCUUUAUUGCAAGUUGGAAAACAGUUACCUGGGGCCCUCCAAGUCAUUAGCACCAAUAACUGGUCUAACGAUAUGGACCAAUAAUAUAGUAUUAAUACAGUAAUUUCCGAAUCUAGCUUGUUCCCUCCAUGGGUUGCCACCCCAUUGUCCACUACUUCCUGCCACAUUUAGUUCUCAUAGUACCCACCUUCAAGUGUGAGCAUCAAGCAAUCCCAUGUCUCAAUGUAGCGAACAAAAAUAUAUAAUCAAAAACAUUAUAAUUUUAUGAUGAUGCAACAGACAAUUGGAACAGCUGGUCAACCAUGAGAAGUUUGACCACCUGCCUAUCAUCUCACAGUUUCCAGAGCAGGUUGGAGUGGAUGCACUGGCUAAAUCUGGGAAAAUCUACCUGUGCCUGGGUCUGGGGUAGAGGAAAGUAGGAAGGUUGUAGGGGAAAGUUUGAUCUCCUCCCUGGGUGCAUCUUUUGUUGUUAGGUCAUGCAUAUUUUGGGGCUUGAAAGAACCAUAUGAAGAAAACUAGAGAAGGUGCAUGGUCAUUGGAAGACUUUUUCCAGGCCACAUCUUCCUUUUUUUCUCUUGACUCCCAAUCGUUUAGACUCUUGGCUUUGUAACUGAAGGUUGGUAAAUUCUUACUGAGUAACUUGAGACCUUCAUGAAAGACUCUCAUGAAAACCCAUAUGAUACAAUCACUGGGAAGUAUCCCAGGCUCUAAAUUUGGACACAUCUAGCCACGCAUUUGAGUUUCUUCUUCCUAGAAUCACCCCAGAGUCACCCACUCCAUGCAGGGAAGAUGAUCCAACACCAUGCCUGGGUCUGUGUGCAUGAUUUGUGUCAUGUAAUAAGGGCCUUUGGGAUCCACCAGUAUAACCCCAAACAACAAAUAUAGGUUUGGAAAAUUUGGUGUGACAGCAGGCACAUGGAGAAACAGCUUACACCUUGGUAAAACUAAAGCACUCCUCCAAUUAUAGGGCAAUAUUUCUGUCUCUUUAAAGCUGAAUAGUUUCUUCAUUAGCUCCAACCAAUCGGAGCUUCCUGCCUCAGAGGUUUAAAGGUGGAAACACAUUUUCCUCACAGUGAAAGCAAAAGCAGCAGCUCAAACAGGUUCUUUGGAGAACAAUGGGGACUCAGCUCCUUCAAAAGAAGCCACUGGUAGUGACAUGGAAGACCCUCAGGACAACACUCUGAGGAUUGUUUUGGUGGGGAAAACUGGAAGUGGGAAGAGCGCAACGGCCAACACCAUCCUGGGGAGUAGAGUCUUUGAGUCUAGAGUUGCUCCCCGUGCUGUUUUCUCCAGGUGUCAAAAAGCAUCCAAGGAAUGGAAGGGGAGGAAACUUGUUGUUGGUGACACCCCAGGGCUCUUUGACAACAAGGAGACCCUGUAUACUACACGCGGGGAAUUCAGCCAGUGUGUCCUCUACUCCUGUCCUGGGCCUCACGCCAUCGUCUUGGUGCUCCCAGUGGGCCGCUACACGGAGGAAGAGCAGAAGACCGUGACAUUGAUCAAGACUGUCUUUGGGAAGCCAGCCUUGAAGCACAUGAUCGUGUUGCUAACUCGCAAAGAUCACUUAGAGGAGAAGAGCCUGAGUGACUUCUUGGCAGAUUCAGAUGUGAAGCUAAGAAACAUCAUCAGCGAGUGUGGGAACCGCUACUGUGCCUUCAACAACAGAGCCUCAGAGGCGGAGAAGGAAGCUCAGGUGCAGGAGCUAGUGGAGCUGAUAGAGGAGAUGGUGCAGAGCAACGGAGGGACUUACUUUACCAAUGCCAUUUAUGAGGACACAGAGAAGAGGCUGAAGCAACGGGAAGAAGACCUGAAGAAGAUCUACACCGAUCAAUUUAAUAAUGAAAUGAAACUAGUAGAAAAGGAAUAUGCAGAUAAAUCACCGGAAGAACGGGAGGAAAAAAUAAAAUUGCUAAAGAUGAAGUAUGCUGAACAAAUAAAAAAUAUCAGGGAAGAAGCUGAGAAGGGAUUAUUUAGAGAUGGUUCAAAUGGGAUUAUGAGCGUGCUUUCAAAAAUAUGGCAGAUGUUUUGGUAGUAAAGACCAUUUCAUUUUUUCAUCUGAAUUUACGAUGAUUUGCGAUAGUGGUAGAUUGUAGUUUCCAUAGACAGCUGUGACAGUAGCUUCUACUUAUUCUUCCUAUAACCUGACCUUGUUACUCCUAUCACUGAGUUGUGGGGCCUGUGUCCUCUACCUUGGAACUGGGCAGAUCUGGGACCGUUUCAAUUAAUAGCAGAUGGUUGAAGCAGCACCUUGUGACUCUAAGGUUACAUAUGGGCAAUGCUUCCUUGCCCUGUUGGGGUUCUUGCCCUUGGAAGUUGACUGUCAUGUUGUGAGAAAGCCCAGGCUGUCUCUUCAGAGGCCCCCAUGCAGAGGGCCUGAAGUCACUGGCCCACUUCCCAGCUCACCUUUCAUUUGUGACUCAGACCAACUUGCCUGCCAUGCAAGUGAGGCAACACAGAAGCAGGGCCUCUGGCUGCCCCGCCAUCUCAGACGAAGUUGCAGAAAGCAAAGAUGAUCCAUUCCCACUGAGUCCUGCCCAAAUUGCAGCUUUAUGAGAACAAAUAAAUGAUGGUUUUGUUUUUAA